AUGUGUGGUCAGCUAGGCAAAUUAUAUGUUGUUCAAUGUCCACAGCAUGAGAUAUUCCAUGAUGGCUGUGGUGAAUGCGGUGAUGCAAGAAAUACAGCAUACUGUAGCAAAAUUGGCAGUGGAAGUGGUGGUUGUGGCAACAUGGGCAGUGGAAGUGGUGGUAGUGGCAACCUGGACAGUGGAAGUAUAACCAUUGAGGGAAUUGUAGGUGAAAGUGGUAUAGGCACUAGCGGCGGCAGCAUCAUUAAUGGUAUAAAUAGUGGUAUUGGAGGUCGCAGCGGUAUGAGCAAUAACGAUGGAAGCGUUUUAAGUGGUAUAAUAAGUAGCAGUGGAGGUGGCAGCGGUAUGGGUAACAGCGGUGGCAGCAUCAUGAAUG
Molecule: messenger RNA, 376 nt
Organism: Ruditapes philippinarum (Manila clam)
Lineage: Eukaryota; Metazoa; Mollusca; Bivalvia; Venerida; Veneridae
Product: loricrin-like
Exons: 2
Source: RefSeq, a predicted model, not a curated record